GUAACCUGUCAGUGUUAGCUAGGGUUUACUAGUAGAAGGUAUCAUCUUCAUUCUUCAGACGAAAUAAACAAGUGAACAUCUAAUUUCUUUUAAGAGGAUUAAGUUGAUUUCUUUGAUUCAACUAUGGAGGAAUCAGGAUCAACACCAGCUUCCGUUAACUCAAAUGCAUUGUUGCCACCACUACAUCCUCCUCCAAGAUCUUCUAACGCCUCUACUGAAGUUAGUUCAGUUGCAAAAGUACCAACUGCUGGUGAAGCUCCAUCUGCACCAGCUGCCAAUGUUUCCGAUGCUGGUACCAUCACUGUCACUGCACCAGCUUCUAAGAAGCGGAAGAAAACUUCAUGGGUUUGGGAUCACGUUGAUCUGGACCCUCCUCCUUCGAUAAUGGCUGGGAGGCGUAUUCUCGAUCCAUAUCGAAGUUCUUUACUUCCCACAACAGUUGAGGCAUUGAUUUGUGCUCAAAAUUGGUUGAAGACGCCGAUUGAUCUUGAUACUUCUUCCUUGGGACCAGAAGAGGAAGUUAGUUCAGAAUUUUUGGACUCUCUCUCUAAAUCCAUGUUCGUAAACAUAACAGAUGAUGAUGUUGAGGACUAA
Molecule: messenger RNA, 594 nt
Organism: Papaver somniferum (opium poppy)
Lineage: Eukaryota; Viridiplantae; Streptophyta; Magnoliopsida; Ranunculales; Papaveraceae
Exons: 5
Coding region: 124-594 (156 amino acids)
Molecular function (GO): protein dimerization activity
Source: RefSeq, a predicted model, not a curated record